CCUUGCCUCACGGCUUCGAGACGACUGCCAUAUACCCACAAAGCACGCUCAUACGAACUUCGCCAUGACUGUCUUGUUUACGAACUUACGCAUAGCCGCGUAUGUGUAUGUCUUCGCCCUCUCUGCAACUGUCCUCGGGGUGGCAAGCAAUUUCGCUAAACUGUUCCUUCCACAUGUUCAGCAUGACUAUACCAUCUUCUCGCUCGUCACUCCCUCUGUGACGAUAUUCGCGCUCCUCUGUAUACUACAAUUUGCACAACCCGUGAUUGAAGUGAUCGCCCAUGCAAUACUCGGGAUCUUAUGGCUGACUAUGGCUGCCUGGACAUCCGACAUUAUCGGUCCCAUACAGUGCUACGAUUUGGGAGGCAUUAGCACACCAACGAAUAGCGGCUCGAUGUCCGCACGCUCGUACUGCUAUCAAAUGAAAGUUAUGCAGGCCUUCUCGUGGGCUAUCUUCAUUUCAUUGCUGGGCUUCAUCGUCAUCGUAGUCUGCCUCACCUCGCGGGCAAUUGCCUUCGGCCGGCGUUUUGCAUGGACCGAACAUAUCUCGCAGCUCGGUUGGUUCGGCGAGCUACCGGGUUACCCGACGGAGGCAGUUUACCCCCGUCCAUACUACUCUCCAUACCCGUACUACCCUUACCAGGGGGCAGCCAGUCCUUACGUCCAGCAAAUGCCCGGUCACUCCGUGGUUAUCCAACCUGGCGCCAACGGUCUCCCGAUGGUCACGCAAAUGCCCGGCCCGGUCCCUUAAAUGUUCAAGAGAUGAGAAUCACAAAAUGUCUUGUCGGCUACAAGCUGCUACAGACCCCGUGGAUUGACCGUUCAGGCCUAUUAUUACUGACAUGACUGUAUGACCAUUAUAACCGCGAUACCCACUCAGCGAGGUAGGAUAUCAUAUGUGUACCCACGAAAAUGCUUGCCUGUAUAUAAGUACAUACUGAUAGUUUCGGAGUAAAUGUUGUGGGGCACCAGUUGUGCCUCGUGGGCGUGGUGCGCCCGCCUCGUGGCAGGUUCGGUCUCACGAACCUAAACUUCGGUUCCCAUCAAACACCCUUUCUGUACCACUUGUUACGCUUUUGACGAUCCUUUCGACGAUACAGACAUGGCACUGUUUAUGGACCAUCCGUUCAGAAAUGUAUUGAAAGGUAACUCAGGUUUCGUUGGGAAUAUUCGUAUGGGCGCUUACCGCACGAAC
Molecule: messenger RNA, 1195 nt
Organism: Pisolithus orientalis
Lineage: Eukaryota; Fungi; Basidiomycota; Agaricomycetes; Boletales; Pisolithaceae
Exons: 9
Coding region: 65-751 (228 amino acids)
Source: RefSeq, a predicted model, not a curated record